AGAAUGCACAGUGUAAAUAUAAGCCUCUGGGACAUGACCACUCACGUGUCUUCUGUUUUCCUUGCACGCAGCACCGAGCCAGCAGAAGAAGAAAGGUACCUACCCAUACUUUAGUAGUAAUAUAAUUUCCUCCUUUUGUGUGUUUUACAAAAGUCAUAAAAGUCUGCAGGAGAAUUAGGCUAAACGAGGUGUUGCAACUUUAAGUGUAAUAGUCAGUAUUAGAUUAAUAUUUUUUUUGCAUGGUAUCCCAUACAUCAUAUUCACCAUCUUGUGAUGCAUGUGGAGAAAGCUCUUGCAGCAUCAUGGGUCUGGGACUGUCACGUAGAAAUCUUUAUAGCACGCUGUGAAUACACUGACAUACACUGAAGGCUGAGGAAUGUGGAUCUGUGUCAACAAACCCACAUGUGGCUCAGUGUCAGAAAGCCUGGUAAUAUAUGUCUGUGUUUCCCAAAUCCUAGGCUACCACUGGGAAGACUAUGACAUGCAUGGCCCCCACACGCUGGUGGGCUGCGGCAGCGAGGGGGCCACGGCCGCCCCGCCAGACUUGCUGAUGCUGAGCCAGGGCACCUCCCUCUUCCACGGAGACGACCUCAUGGAGGGAACGCCACUGCUGCCAUGCUCUGCUGCCACACCCCUGCUGAGUGUGGACGCCCGGGGCGGUCCAGACGGCCGGGACACACCAGACGGUGACGAGGACAAUGAUGAUCCCUGCAGCUUUGAGGAAAUACUCCUGGCAAAUAAUAUAUCUGUUGACUCAUGCCAAGACCUGACUUUUGAUCAUUCGUCUAAAUACAACAUUGUCUUGGACCUUGAAGAUGACUGCCCAGAGUCAGCCCUGAAGAUAUCCAACAUGCCUUCUGUCAUCGAGGACGCCAACAGGCUCGGCAGCCCCAGGAGCCGCCGCCCCUUCCACUGCAGAGACUACAGCUGCGUGUCGGACCUGUCCUUCCUCUCCGCCCUGGAGGAGGAAGGCGUUGACGACUCAAUGUCUGAACUCCAGGAAUCUGACUAUGAGCUGCUGGAUAGAGUCAGUGAGCCCCUCACACCCACACUGGUGCAGACUUCCCUCUCAGAAGUGUUUCUAUAGUCUUGUGAUGUGAUGACAGCUGCUGCUGGACAAGGAGCAAAAACUUUUUACCCCACCAACUCCCAGCAAUUUGUUUAACAUUAAAUUAAAUAUGUGGGAAAGAUAAAUAUGAAUUACAUGAUAGGUAGGUAGAUAGAUAGUAGAUGGAUGAAUAGAUAGGUAGAUGUACCGAGAGAAAGAAGAAAUUAUUAAAUAUACUUUUAUACAAAUAUAUACAUAACAUACACAUUCUGUUCAUGUUUCAGACAAACUUGCAUUCAUGGAAAGAUUACUAAAAUCUAAUUUACCACAAACUAAAUUCAUUAUUCCGUAAGGAAAAAAUGGAACAGGUGUAGUUGCUUUCUAUUACUGCAUGAAAACCUGGAGUAACCAACAGCACUUGUAUAAAUUAUCUAAAGUAUCACAAGCAGUGUGCAACAUUUUCUCAAGCCAAGCCUUCACAUGUCAGGUCAGCACAAUGCAUAGAAGAGAACAUUUUUACCAAAAAGGCUGAGCCGAGUGAGUCGAGAAUCACAUAAAGUUUUGUACAAACGAGCAAAGGACAGAGACACUGUGUUUAUGAACACACAUUAUCUCAGGAUGGUUAAGGGAAGCCACUUGUAGCCAGCCCAAAGGGGUUACAAGCUGUUGCCAAAGGUGGGGUUUCAUGUUAAAGCAACAGGAUGAGUCAGUGAGUGUAUUGUGAGGCACAAGCCACAGAGCUGUUCCCGUGUGGACUGAAGGCUGCUGUACUGAAGGGGGAGGCACGACUAAGGCCAUCAAAAAUAUGCCUCGCGCCAGAUAAGAUAGUACAAAUAGACCUCAAGAUGCUGGAGAGGAUGUGCAUAAGCCAUCAUAUUGUAAAAUGUGUUAUACCAUUUUUUAUACUUUAGUAUGUUUUCAUAGUCUGAAAAUGCAAGUGCACCUAUUAUCAUUAUUCCUCAUGGGAAUUUUAAGUUAAAGAAAUUCAUAUUAUGCAACCCAUCCAUGAAUGCAAGUCCACAUCAGUCAUUAUAGUCCAUUUCAUUCCAUCUGUCCACUCACGAACUUAGAUGUGGCACCUGCGCAUUGUUAGUUCAUGAUUGCGUGAAGAUAAACUUUAUAUUUUCAGCGAUGUAUUUGAAUGUUUGUGUAUACAAAAAAACCUUGUCUUUUUAUAUGAACCGCAAACAUGCUGAUUUGCAUCGAUAAUCUACCAAGAGUUAACCAGCAUCUCCAUUCUCUCAUCCCCUUCACAGGUAAACUCUGGAACAGUCUUCCUUCAUCUGUAUUUCCUCCUGCCUAUGACUUGACCUCUUUCAAGAAGAAUGCAUCAAGACACCUCUCCACCCGAAAUUGACCUCUCUUUUGGCUACUCUUUACUUUCAACUUUUGUAGAAGCGGCGAGUAGCGGGCCCUUUUUUUUACUCUGUUGCCCUUGAGCCGCAUCUUUUGAUAUAUAUAUAUAUAUAUAUAUAUAUAUAUAUAUAUAUAUAUAUAUAUAUAUAUAUAUAUAUAUAUA
Molecule: messenger RNA, 2567 nt
Organism: Eriocheir sinensis (Chinese mitten crab)
Lineage: Eukaryota; Metazoa; Arthropoda; Malacostraca; Decapoda; Varunidae
Exons: 2
Coding region: 377-1087 (236 amino acids)
Source: RefSeq, a predicted model, not a curated record